AUUUCGUUGGAAAUGGCAGCACAUCUCAAAAAGCGAGUUUACGAGGAAUUCUCCAAAGUUGUUCAGCUUCCCCAAGAGGAGGCUCCAGCCAAGAAGCUCCGUCUGACCAAGCCAAGUAAGUCUGCAGCGCUGCAUAUUGACCUGUGUAAGGCCUCCAACCCCACUGAUGCCCUGCAGUACCUGCUGCACUUCGCCCGUAGCUCCGUGGAGGCAGAGAGUGUGGAAGGGGUUGUGCGCAUACUGCUGGAACACUACUACAAGGAGCAGGAUAACUCUGUACGGCUGAAGAUUGCCUCUCUGAUCGGCCUGCUUAGUAAGACCCAGAACUUCAACCCUGAGAGUAUCCUAGAUGACACCCUCAAUACAUUCAACACAGAGAAGUCCCAUCAGGUCCUGGCUCAGUUGCUGGACACUCUGCUGGUCAUCGGCACCCAGCUCCCAGAAAGCCUUAUUGUCAGACACAGACUCAUAGAGGUGGCCUACAAGCACCUGUCAGACACAUAUUUCGGUGUGAGGAAUAAAUGCCUACAACUCCUGGGUUGCCUGGGAAAUGUGGACACGUCCCUAAAUAAAGAUGGACAGGGAUUGGUUCCAGCUGUUAUUGGGGGCAGUGCUCCAGGGGUGUCUGGCGGAGUGUGUGUGAGAGACGCGCAGAGCCUCAUCAGUGACUACUUUGCAGACCAGGACCCACGGGUGCGCACGGCGGCCAUCAAAGCCAUGCUACAACUGCAUGAAAGGGGACUGAAGAUUCAACAGACCAUUUAUGAUCAGGCCUGUCAGCUGCUGUGUGAUGACUAUGAGCAGGUUCGUUCGGCUGCCGUUCAGAUGGUGUGGGUCCUGAGUCAGCUCUAUCCAGAGAGCAUUGUGCCGAUUCCGUCGUCCAAUGAGCAAGUCCGUCUGGUCGACGACUCGUUUGGGAAGAUCAGUCACAUGGUCUCUGAUGGAUCCUGGGUGGUCAGGGUGCAGGCCGCAAAAACACUGGGUAACAUGUUGCAGGUCAGUCCUCACUUCCUAGAGCAGACUCUGGACAAGAAGCUGAUGUCAGAUCUCAGGAGGAAACGUACUGCUCAUGAGCGGGCCAAGGAGCUCUAUGCGUCAGGUGAGUUCUCCUCGGGGAGGAAAUGGGCUGAUGAUGCUCCCAAGGAGAAGGUGGACACCUCAGCUGUCAACCUGAUCGCCUCGGGGGCAUGUGGAGCCUUCGUACACGGACUGGAGGACGAGAUGUACGAGGUGCGUAUUGCUGCUGUGGAUGCACUCUCUGCUCUUGCCCAAUCAUCUGCCAGCUUUGCCGAGAAGUGCCUGGACUUCCUGGUUGACAUGUUUAAUGAUGAGAUUGAGGAAGUCAGACUGCAGUCCAUCCAUGUCCUGAGACAGAUCUCUACUAACAUCACCCUGAGAGAAGACCAGCUGGAUACUGUACUGGCUGUACUAGAGGACUCGUCUCGUGACAUCAGAGAGGCGCUACAUGAGUUGCUGUGUUUCACCAAUGUGUCGACUAAAGAGUGUAUCCAACUGGCCCUGCUGGAGCUGCUGAAAAACCUCACUAAGUACCCCACCGACCGCAACUCUGUCUGGAAGUGUCUAAAGUUUCUAGGUUGUCGUCAUCCUACCCUGGUGUUACCGCUGGUUCCAGAGCUGCUCAGUACUCACCCCUACUUCCACACCCCUGAACCAGACAUGGACGACCCUGCCUAUAUUGCAGUUUUGGUGUUGGUGUUCAACGCAGCUCAGUCUUGUCCCACCAUGACAGCUCUGUUCUCAGACCACACCUUUAGACACUACACCUACCUACGGGACAGCCUCUCUCACCUAGUACCUCCUCUCAGGUUACCAGGGAGGACGCAGGCCCCAGGUGUGAGUGGUAUAGAAGGUUCCAGCAGUGUGGAGUCUGCUCAGCUGUUCCUCCAACAGAGUCUGAGCAGAAUUAGCACCAUACACAACCUACAGGACCCCGGGGCUCAGGACCUGCUCAACUUUACUAUCAGAGACCUACAGAGACUGGGGGAGCUACAGACAGAGCUGGCAGGGGCUGCUGACUUCUCUGCCACCUACCUCCGCUGCCAACUACUGCUCACCAAGGCCUUGCAGGAGAAGUUGUGGACUAUGGCCGUCCCCCUUUGCCUUAAACACAACGCCAUGGCAACUGCUGCAGCCAAACAGAUGUUGGAGGAGACAUAUAAACUGGAGUUCCUAUAUAGUGGUCUGGAGAACAGACAGGUGGCCACCAUACACCAUGUCAGACUACAGGCUAAGGCCUUACAGCUAGUCCUGACUGCCCGUACCAGACGAGGAGUUGAACCUCUCAUCAGUGUCUGUGAGAAAUUCCUUCAGGAGGUGGAAUCUUUUCAGAGGCUGUUUGUGGUGGAGCUGCCCCACCUCCAGGAAAGUUUUGUUGGGAAGCUGUUGGACUUGAGUCCCAAGCUGUCGGCCUGCAAGCCUGGAGAACUAGUCAAGAUCCUUCAGACCACAUUGAGACAGAGUGGCUUCUUAAACCUUCAAUUACCUAAACAGGUCCAGCGUGCAUCGGCGACCAUCAUCGAGCCGACAGGAGAGUCUGACAAUCCGCUGCGUUUCACCUCUGGCCUGGUGGUGGCGCUAGACAUCGAUGCUACGCUGGAGCACGUACAAGACCCCCACAACACUGUCAAAGUACAGGUGCUGUAUCCAGAUGGCCAGUCUCAUGUGAUUCAGCCUAAACCUGGAGACUUCAGGAGUCCUGGACCACACCGCCACCGCCUCAUCACACAGGUCUACUUGUCUCACUCCGCAUGGACUGAGGCGUGUCAGAUCGAGGUGAGGCUGCUGCUGGCCUACAGCUCAUCUCGUCUCUGUAAGGCGGUGUGGAGCGACAGCAGCACUGAAGGCCUCCAGCCAGCAGAGGGUGCCACUGAGGGAACCAUUCCCUUCGGCAAACCUGUCAAGGUCUUCAUCAUGCCUAAACCUGCCCGCCGCUGACACCAAACACACCUCUAAGCAUCCAUCUCGCUUUCUCUCUCCUAUCUUUUCUGUUGUCUUCUCCCACCCGACCCUCAGCCAUUGGAGCAGACCUCAAAGCUGGCUGUUCCUUACUGCGUACAUAUUUACCAAACAAUAUGUUUAUAUUGUGACUGUGUGCCACUCAACUAGAAUGAGGAUGCGUCCCAAAUAGCACCCUAUAUAGUGCACUACUUUUGACCACUAAAGGAAAAAGGGUGCCAUUUGGGAUUCAUCCUGAGACUGAGCCAGAGUAUCACUGAGGUCACCUGUCUGUUGCUAUUCCUAGUUGAUAUAGUUAAGGACCAUUUUUUCUUUUCUUUAAAUGACAAUAAAUGAAACCAGAUGACAAAAA
Messenger RNA from Salmo salar (Atlantic salmon), 3328 nucleotides. RefSeq names its product integrator complex subunit 4 (gene ints4). Gene Ontology annotation, biological process: snRNA processing. The record is from RefSeq and is marked provisional. Gene Ontology annotation, cellular component: integrator complex. Lineage: Eukaryota; Metazoa; Chordata; Actinopteri; Salmoniformes; Salmonidae.